Molecule: messenger RNA, 268 nt
Organism: Closterium sp. Naga37s-1
Lineage: Eukaryota; Viridiplantae; Streptophyta; Zygnematophyceae; Desmidiales; Closteriaceae
Source: the annotation of a GenBank genome assembly
UGCAAUUCCUGCAGGACUUCCAGACAGCAUGGGGUCAGAAUUUGGCUGGGUGGGGGGGCUCCGAUCCUGACUGCAGCAGUGCAACAGGCGUCACAUGCGACAACAGCGGCAUGAUCAGUGCGAUGCGACUAUCGAACCUCAAUCUGAGAGGGCCCAUUCCGGACUCCAUCAGCAACCUCCAGAAGAUAUCUUCUCUAGAUGUUUCAAACAAUUGGAUCAAUGGCUCAAUCCCGGCUAAAAUUGGCGACCUUACAAACCUGCAUUUCUU